Molecule: messenger RNA, 381 nt
Organism: Aspergillus alliaceus
Lineage: Eukaryota; Fungi; Ascomycota; Eurotiomycetes; Eurotiales; Aspergillaceae
Exons: 2
Coding region: 1-381 (126 amino acids)
Source: RefSeq, a predicted model, not a curated record
AUGUCCCCAAACAGCAUCGGUCUGCGUAUGGGUGGCGCUUCGAGAGCGGUAUUCGCCGCCCAAGGCGUUUUCCUCUUGGGGAAUGCCUUCUACACCAUUCUCUAUCCCUCCUCCGCAGCAAAUUUCCCAGGCUCUUCGCUGAGCGGGACCCCUAACGGGACUGUUCAGUGCAUUGGUUUAACUUCCCUUGCUUUGGGAACAUACUACCUAAUUUCGACCUACCAGCGGGAUAGUGUCAUUAUGGCUUCUUCUGUGCCUUCUCGCCUCGUGGCAGCGUUCGUGAUGUACCGGGCUGGAGGAGGUUGGGUCCAAGUUGCGGCUUUCGAAAUCUCAAUGGCAAUGGCGGCUGGUGUAGCACUUUUUUGGGAUCGGUGCAUAUAG